Messenger RNA from Ostrinia nubilalis (European corn borer), 2884 nucleotides. RefSeq lists its product as uncharacterized. Gene Ontology annotation, molecular function: GTPase activator activity. Gene Ontology annotation, biological process: regulation of small GTPase mediated signal transduction; signal transduction. Gene Ontology annotation, cellular component: cytoplasm. The coding region runs from base 197 to 2863 and encodes 888 amino acids. The record is from RefSeq and is a predicted model, not a curated record. The transcript has 10 exons. NCBI's taxonomy places the organism in Eukaryota, Metazoa, Arthropoda, Insecta, Lepidoptera, Crambidae.
UGUGAGAAUGUGACAUUUGAAAAACAGUUGUUAGAUUUUUAUUUUUGGGUUAUUGUUAUGCUAUUUUAACAAAUAAACAGGAAAGACGCCCGUGCAGAAUAGAAAUAAGGCCCUGUGAUGUAAUUCAAUAUGAAGACAUGUAGUCCAAUGUGAUAUUAUUUAAGUUGUCUGAAGUGGUUGUGUUUACUCAAUUAAAAUGACUUCUAUUGAUGUAACAAUGAUAGAAAGACUGAGAAAAGAAAAUUUAGACCAAUUUUUUACGUUAGUUCGUAUGCAUUUAUCAUUUGUUGUAGAUAUAAACACGGACGAUGUUGAUUGUUCAACAGAUAAACCAAAGCAAUUCCGUUGGAAUUUUCAUAAGAAAACUAAGAACCCUAGUUCAUUAUCUAGUCAAAACAAUGUUAAUUCAAUAAAAAAUACAGCUGAAGCAAAUUCUAUCACAGAAGAAGGAAUUUUGAGACUAAACGAGCUAAUAGACUUUUUAUCUCAGCCAGAGAAUGUAACUCAAGAAGGCAUAUUUCGGCGAACCGGCUCUCUCAGCAGGCAGCAAGAGUUACGGCAGCUACUGGUAACUGGAACUAACCUUGGUCUCGAAGACAGCAAGUUUUCGGUCCACGAUUGUGCUUCGGUACUAAAAGGGUUCCUUGCAGAGCUACCGCAACCACUCUUGAUGGAUCAGUAUUAUCAAACGUAUUGCACUUUAGCCACGCAAUACCCACCAAAUGCAGAAUCAUCAGAGGACAAACUCCUGAUUGCCCUGCAGUUGUUGCUCCUACUGUUAACGCCUUCACACAGGAACUUUCUGGAAAGGUUGCUCAAACUACUUCGUCUUGUCGCCGACAAUGAAGCGUCGAAUCGCAUGUCUCCGGACACUCUGGCUACAAUGUUCACACCACAUUUAUUGUGUCCGAGAAAGUUAUCCCCAGAGCAUUUCCACGCGGACUCCAUAGCUUUAGCGCCGGUGAUCAGCUUCAUGAUCCGGCACUGCGGGCAGCUGUUCGCGGCGCCGGCCCGCCUCGCGACCGACGCGCGCGCUUACUUCACGGCGCGGGAAAGGAAGAAAGUGCUGUCGCCUGAUGUGGACUUGGAUGAGAGCAUCACUGACAGGACCGCAGCGAACACAGUGUACACAUUCGUCGAUCGCCACCGAACGCGGGCAGAAAACGAAAGCAAUCCAACGGACACGGCGCUGGCGCAGCUUUACGCACACAUACAAGCGCUGCCCGACUCGCACCACAAGCGCCGCCUCAUCAAGCACUUCAACCGCCAGAACGGAUACGGUACCCCCAUCCAAAUCCAGAGGACGGGUAAAGUGGCAGGCUCGCGUAGUUUCGGCGACUCCAUCAAACGGCACAUCUUCAACAAGGGACUCCUCAACAAGACGCCGAAGAAAGGAUCAGGGUCUACUAUCAACACCGUUGAAGAGAAGUCAAGCAAAGGGAAGUUGCGUUUUACCGACGACAGUAAAGUCGAUGUAUCGCACAAGAAUAUCGUCCUAAAGAAUCUGGCCAACAAAAUCGCCAGCACAGAAUCUCUAGACAACGAAGACUACGAUUCCGAUGCAAGCAACGAAAGCACGCUUUCAGAGGGCGCUUUAAGUGUAUCAAGGAAACACAGCCCGAAGUUUGUUUCCGAACCGAAUUUGAGCGUUUUGGACUCGGAGGAAACUCCGAAAAACACGAAGAAACGCGGAACGAGGUUGUUCCGUUCGAAAAUCUUAUCCGCAUCGCAGAAUUUGAACAAAAAGUACCAGAAACGUAGCGCGGUUAUCAAAGGAACGCCGACGUCAUGCGUUGCUUGUUUCGAUGAUGACAAUUCGGACGCGUCGUUUCCCGAUUCGAGCGAUCGGAGUCCGAUAGUGGAUACGCCAAAGAAGACUCGCUUAGACACGGAAGAUUCGAACGUACAGAAGGAAAUGAAGCUGCAUUAUUUAACCAGCACGCCGGGGUUAUCUGAAGCCGUGGUUUUCGACGAAGAGUGCGUCACACCGUUCGCUGUCAAUUUUAGAAGAGCCUCAAUGUCACCUAUAACGAAGUCUACGCAGAAACUGUCAAAAGCUAUGCAGGAGUCAAUAAUGACGCCACGCUCGCGGAAGCCUCUCAUAAUAACCUCGGAACAGCGCGACAGCCUGCCAGAGACAAGCGACAAGAAGCCGGAACCAGAGCCAACGCGUGACGUCAUGUAUCACUCGAUGUCGCCGAAGAAUGACAGCGACUUCGUCUCGUCUGAAGAUGAGGAUCUUAUGUCGCGGUCGUCGUUUUCUUGUGAACGAUCGCACCACUCAAAUGCGUCGCUGCAACCAAAACCAUACGACGCGCGAUCACUCUCAGUCGGCGACGUAAGUCCUUUGCGCUCUGAAAACACACGAUUCAUCAUCAGCCACGAACGACCGAACCUGAUCGAAGAACAACUAAACACCACCUUGUGUGGAGACGCCCUUAUACCAACGUUCAAAGUCUCCCACGAAAUGACCAACUUUGUCGACCAAAAAACACGUUCUUUAACCGAACCCUUCAGAGAGUAUCUACUAAGUCGUUCAGUAUUAACAGCCACACCGGUCGAUCUAUCGAUUUUAAAUAAAUCGAGCGACACCGAAGACAAAAUCACCGAUUCUUUGCUAUACUGCCUCGACGGUAACGUUCCAUCUGAGUUAACUUUAUCGAUUAGUAACUUGGCGGUCGAUAAAGAUUCGAGUUUGAGAUCGCCGCUGAAGGAUAUCCAUAAUUUUGUGGAAAUGAGUCCAAGCAGGAAACGAUGUGCUAGCUCGAAAGAAGUGGCCGAGUCUGAAAGCAAAAAGGUGAUAGUUGAAAAGGAGAGUACCGAAAUCGCUAGCGUUUUUGAGAUACGCGAGACUGAGCUUUGAAGAUAUAAAAUCUACUUGUUU